AUGACGCCUGAUCGCAUCAUUACACCUGAACGCAUCGUAACACCUGAACGCAUCAUGACACCUGAACGCAUCAUGACACCUGAACGCAACAUUACACAGCAGCUGGAGCGCAUCGAGGAGGGGAUGGACGCCAUCAACAGGGACAUGCGGGAGGCGGAGAAGAACCUGACGGACAUGGCGCGCUGCUGUGGGCUGUGUGUGUGGCCCCUCAGGAAGUACGGAGCCCCGGAGGGUCCAGAUCCAAUCCCUCCACAAAUAGGGAUAAAUCAGACACUUCACUCCCUCCAGAAAUAUGGAAAAAUCAGACACUUCACUCCCUCCAGAAAUAUGGAAAAAUCCAAUUUAGUCUGA
Molecule: messenger RNA, 351 nt
Organism: Menidia menidia (Atlantic silverside)
Lineage: Eukaryota; Metazoa; Chordata; Actinopteri; Atheriniformes; Atherinopsidae
Source: the annotation of a GenBank genome assembly